CGGCCGGUGCCGGGGCGGGUCCUGGGCGGCGGGCGGGGCGCCGCGGCCGAGGCCCGGAAGCGGACCGAGGCCGCCCGGGUCCCAGCCGUCGGGCCGCCAUGGACGAGGCUGACCGGCAGCUCCUGCGGCGGUGCCGGGUGCGGCUGGUCGGCGAGCUGCAGGUGGCUUCGCUCUGGGACGCUCUGCUGACCCGCCAGCUCUUCACGCCCGCGAUGAUCGAGGACAUCCAGCAUGCGGGCUCAGGGUCUCGGAGCGAUCAGGUCAGGCAGCUUGUCAUAGAUCUAGAGACCCGAGGGAGUCAGGCCCUUCCUUUGUUCAUCUCCUGCUUAGAGGACACAGGCCAGGAUGCGCUGGCUUCAUUGCUGAGAAUGGGUCGGCAAGCAGAAAAGCAGAAUCCACAGGCCAUCAGACCCCUGGACCUCAUGCCUGUGGUGGUUGGACCAAUGGGCCUCAAACCAGAGGAGCUCAGAAGGAGGCAGUAUCCUUUAAAGCCGACUCCGGAAAACCUCACUCCAGUGGUGUUGGGGCCCGAGGAGCUGUGGCCAGCCAAGCUCCGGCCAGAGGUUCUCAGACCAGAGGUGCCUAGGCCAGUGGACAUUGGUUCUGGACCAUUCAGUGAUAUCUGUGCUCAGGAAGUUUCGAAGCGAGAUGCUGAUUUGGCGUACGUCCUGAACGCAGACCCCUGUGGCCACUGCCUCAUCAUCAACAACAUGAACUUCUGCCUCGAGUCGAGGCUCCAGACCCGUACCGGCUCCAAUAUCGACUGUGAGAAGUUGCAGCGACGUUUCUCCUUGCUGCAUUUCGUGGUGGACGUGAAGCAUGACCAGACGGCCAAGCAAAUGGUCCAGGUAUUGGUGGAGCUGGCUCAGCGGGACCAUGGUGCUCUGGACUGCUGCGUGGUGGUCAUCCUCUCUCAUGGCUGUCAGGCCAGCCACCGCCAGUUCCCAGGGGCUGUUUAUGGCACAGAUGGCUGUCCUGUGUCCAUCGAGAAGAUUGUGAACAUCUUCAAUGGAUCCAGCUGCCCCAGCUUGGGAGGGAAGCCCAAGCUCUUCUUUAUCCAGGCCUGUGGUGGGGAGCGGAAAGACCAUGGGGUUGAGGUGGCCUCCACGUCCCCUGAAGACAGGACCCCUGGCAGUGACUCCGAGUCAGACGCUGUCCCGUUCCAGGAAGGCCCAGGCACCUUUGACCAGCCGGACGCCGUGUCUAGUUUGCCCACACCCAGUGACAUCUUUGUGUCCUACUCCACCUUCCCAGGUUUUGUUUCCUGGAGGGACACCAAGAGCGGCUCCUGGUACGUGGAGACCUUGGAUGGUGUUUUCGAGCAGUGGGCUCGCUCUGAGGACCUGCAGACCCUCCUGCUCAGGGUCGCUAAUGCUGUUUCGCAGAAAGGGAUUUACAAGCAGAUUCCUGGUUGUUUCAAUUUCCUCCGGAAAAAACUUUACUUUAAAAUGUAAUGAGGCCAGGGCCCCUGCACCCUUUACCCCAAAACCUUCCUGCUCCAGGCCCAGCGGCAGUGGACGUCUGGUCUUUGCUACAACGACAGCUGUCACUCUUCGAAGGGGUUUGUGGCCUGUAGUGGGUCUGCUCUUUCCCCACCAGGGGCAGACAGGCUCUUAGCAGCUUCCAAAUUGGAGACGGAUGACUGGCGACACAGGAAGCAGAGCAGAAGAAAAUCAAGGACACCCAGGACUCUUACCAGUGGCCUGUUCUCCGGCUAGUGGCUGUGGCCUAUGACCCCUGUGUUUUCUGUAGAGUAAGGCUCUUUAACCUCAGUCUGAUCGACAUUUGGGGCCAGAUGUUGGGGGGGGGGGCGCGUCCCGUGCAUGGUGGGACAUUUAGCAACAUCCCUGGCCUCUACCCUCUAGGUGCCAGGAGCACCUCCCCCUGCGUCGUGACAACCCAAAAUGUCUCCAGACAUUGCCACAUGUCCCCUGGUGGGACACCCCUUGAGAACCACUGAUCUACAAGAAACUUUGGUUACAAACAAUCUCUCUUAGAUCAGCAAGUCUGGGGCUACUAGUCUGAAAAGCUGGAGUCUGCAAAUCCUCAAUGAGGUUUUAAAAAUGAUCAAUUUUUCUUAUAUUCUAGUAUUAAAAAAAUCUUAGGGGCAUAUGGACACUUUUUCCCCCUUAUUUUGCUCCAACUCUUUGUUUUUCCUUAUAAAGGGGAUUUUUGCUUUUCUGGGAACAUUUCCCUGUCUCUUACUUCAUGUGAACCCCACCCCAUCCCAGGGAAGGAUGACAGGUCUGGGAGCCGUGUCCUCAGGGAAGUUUGGUCACUGAGCCAAGGGGAGCGUAGAUACGGCCCCACCCCUGAGGUCUUGUAUGCGAUCCUGACCCUGGCCAAUUUGGAGCUUUUAGGGCCUUGGACUUGAGGAUUGUUUGCUAAGACUCACCAAGAUGUGAUUCACGCAGUUGUCUCUUGGUUAUUAUUUACCCCCCGCCUGUGACCUUUCCAAGUGUGAAAUAGUCCCGGGGGCUUCUGGCGGUUACUUACCUGUGGUCACCUGCGGGAUGGUACAAGGAAACAAUCCAAUUAACCCGACAGAGCCAAGCAGCGCUUGGCCCUCUGCCUGCUCCCUGCUUCCAGGCUCUGGACUCGCCCCUCAUGCGAAUCAGGUGGUCCUUGCCCGAGGCGCCCGCCCGAAUCGUGUUCAGGACGAAAAGAUGUUAUCACAGCUUUUCACUGACCUGGCGGGGACUUCCUAUAAAGGGGUGGGGUGGGGGGGGUCUUAGCCCAGAGUUCUGUUUGGGCUUCCGAGCAGCGGGCCUGUGAACUCCUGAAAAUCAUACGCCGAAUGUGUAGAGGGACAGGUGCUGAGAUUUCACUUGUCUCUCAAGGGGCUUGAGAGCCUCAAACGUUUAACAACCAGCGCCGUUUGCAAGGCCACCCCCAUGGCGUGUUUUCAGAGGCUGGGUAGCAGUGUCUAUGAAACAUUUUACUGCCCCAGCUCCACCGUCCAGUGACGCUGCUGGGGCCAGCUCUCCAGCACAGAUACGCCGACCAGUGUGCAAGAGUGCGUGUCCCAGGAUGUUCGCUGCAGCGGUGGGAGAGAGAAUAGGGAGCGGGUGAAAGGGUCACUCCUCCUAUUCAUAAUAUGGAAUAUUAUUUAGCUGUCCAAAAGAAUGGCCCGGAUGUACGUGCUGACACGUAAAAUGUGACACAGUGCCGAGUGAAAAACACCCAGUUGCAGAGCAGUAGGAAGCAUAAAAUGCUAUUUUUGGUUAGAAAGCUAUGGUCUAUGAAUGUACCCAUAUGGACGUGUGAUGUAUGCACAUAAAUAAAGUCCAGAAGGCCAUCCACCGUGCUGUUAACCAUGAUCGCCUCUGCAAGGUGGAACCGGAGAAAUAAAAUGAGGGAGACUUCGCUUUUUGACUCGAUACGCUCCCAGAUUCUUCUCAUAUUUUUACAAGGAGUACACAUAUUGCCUUCUAAACUAAAAACCGUGGAUACGAAGACGCACGUGUCGCCGUUCAGCGAACAUUUGUUGAAAGGACGAAUGCCCUCGGCCACCUGUCUCCUGCCACCUCCCUGCUCGCGCUUUUCAUUGGCAGCCUCCUGACUUCGGCUCGUCACCUGUCUGGGUUUGCGUGGGCAGGUGUCCCCAAGUGCAGUGUGGGGCUCCAAGCCGCACAUGCACGGCCCCCCUCCCCCCCCCCCCCCGGGGCUGGGACCGCUGCGAGGCUGCCCCCGCCUUUCUGCAGCUGCUGGGGGGGGGGGGCCUCCACCCGGGGACGGCUGGCUGCUGGGCUCUGCCAGUCCUGGAGCCCGUUAGCAUAUGUGCCUGUCCUGGCUGCUGUCCCACAAGCCCAGGGCCUCUGCCCAGCUGCCUCACGAGGCUGGCCUUCCCCGUUGAUCCCCUCCGACAUCUGGCCACGCUUUCGGCCGUGGCCUGCUCUGUUGUGCCUGUGUCUGCGCCUGGGAACAGCCAAUGCUGGGGCAAAAAGGACAAUUGUCCCCGGCAGUUGGGUCCCCGAGGUGCUGCCCGGACCAUCUGCACGGUGACUCGCACAGCAGCCGGGGCUGGAAAGGGUCCUAGGAUCCGGCUGGGCAAAGGCCCUGAGCAACCUCGCAGCCAGCCAGCCUGGGGCCAGGCUCCUUUGAGAUGCUGGUGGCUCCUCAGAACCUCAACUCCAGUUCUCCUCUGCCCAGACGGAAUCGUGGCCUUUCCCCAGGGGAGCAAAGAGUAAACUGGAUUAAUGGGCACUCGCUUCUUGAUUUUACACAGUUCUCCAGCAAACUUUUCUGGAAUCUCCGGUGCCUGUGACCACCCGAUGGCGAAGAGAGGCAGGGGGAGAAAUGAACAAGGGGCCGGCGCGUAUUGAGACGUGGAGGCAGCCACCUGCUUAUUUUCACGGUGCCCGUCUGACAGCGUAGUUUUCCUCCCGUGACCACAUGCUCAUGGCUGUGGUUUCAUACUUGAUUUUAAAUUUUUAAUGUUUACUAUUGAAAGAGAGAGUCAGAGCAUGAGCAGGAGAGGGGCAGAGGGAGAGGGAGACACAGAAUCCGAAGCGGGCUCCAGGCUCCGAGCUGUCAGCACAGGGCCCGACGCGGGGCUCGAACCCACAAACUGCGAGAUCAUGACCUGAGCUGAAGUCGGACGCUCAACCGACGGAGCCACCCAGGCGCCCCCAUACUUGAUUUUGAAACAAGACUGUUGGUUUGACUCAGUUCUCUGCAGAUUACAUUUAAAAUAAUGAAAUCA
This is a messenger RNA of Prionailurus viverrinus (fishing cat), 4705 nucleotides long. RefSeq names its product caspase 9 (gene CASP9). Bases 99 to 1454 code for a protein of 451 amino acids. Gene Ontology annotation, cellular component: cytoplasm. NCBI's taxonomy places the organism in Eukaryota, Metazoa, Chordata, Mammalia, Carnivora, Felidae. The record is from RefSeq and is a predicted model, not a curated record. Gene Ontology annotation, biological process: regulation of apoptotic process; intrinsic apoptotic signaling pathway in response to DNA damage; apoptotic process. The transcript has 9 exons.